AUGACUGACAUGAGAUGUUUCGCUGCUGAAGAUGGAAGCUGGGAACUUCCUCCGCCGUAUGAGCCUAUCCAGUCCUCAGGAGGCGCAGAUAGCCACCCGACAAGGAACAAUGGGGCCUUCCCAUUAUCUGGCGCUUCUUUUCCAGAGUUAUCGCCGACAAAUGAUGGUCGAGUAGAUGUUCAUAUUGGAUCGCGGUUCAGUCGGAAUCUGGAAUGGCUUAUGGGAAACCAAGCCGCCGAGACGCCCCAGACUGCAGGAGAAGCAGCCCCAUCCGUACCAUGUCCUGCCUGGGAUCUGCAUCUCAACAUCGUGAUCCAAGUUGUAGGUAGCCGUGGCGAUGUACAACCCUUUGUCGCCCUGGGCAAGGAAUUGCAGAAGUACGGCCACCGCGUGCGACUGGCCACGCAUUCCAAAUUCGAGCAAUUCGUCAGAACCGCCGACCUUGAGUUCUAUCCCAUUGGAGGGGACCCAGUCGAGCUGAUGUCCUAUAUGGUGCGCAACCCCGGACUUAUUCCAAGUAUAAAGAGCCUACGAGCCGGCGCUAUCCAACGGAAACGUGCCUUGAUGGCGGAUAUUCUAGACGGCUGCUGGCGGUCGUGUAUAGAACCGGAUCUAUAUCACAAGACCCCAUUCGUGGCGGAUGCCAUAAUUGCAAAUCCUCCGAGUUUUGCCCAUGUCCACUGUGCGCAGGUGCUUGGUAUUCCUGUUCAUCUUAUGUUCACGAUGCCUUGGACGAGUACUAGGGCCUUUCCUCAUCCGCUUGCGAACUUGAAGUAUUCGGGUAACGACCCGUCGCUGGGGAAUUUGGUUUCUUAUCAUUUUGUGGAGUGGCUGACGUGGCAAGGACUAGGGGAUUUGAUCAAUACCUGGCGCAGAAAUGUACUGGGCCUAGACCCCGUCCCCACUUCAGAGGGCCCAAACCUUGUAGAAGCGCUCAACGUGCCCUUCACAUACUGCUGGUCUCCCGCAUUGAUCCCGAAGCCCAAGGACUGGGCAUCUCAUAUAGACGUCUGCGGGUUCUUCUUUCGUGACCCACCGGCUUACGAACCCCCAGCAGAACUUGACGCCUUUCUGUGUGCCGGUCCGCCACCAAUCUAUAUCGGCUUCGGUAGCAUCGUCCUUGAGGAUGUGGAAAAGAUGCUGUCUAUCUUACUCGAUGCUAUUCAAGCGACCGGAGUACGGGCCAUAAUAUCCUGUGGCUGGAGCAAUGUCGAACGCCGAGAGACCCCCAACGUCCACUAUAUUGACGACUGUCCGCACGAGUGGCUCUUCCAGCGUGUGGUCGCGGUUGUUCAUCAUGGCGGCGCGGGGACAACAGCCUGUGGCUUGCGCAAUGGAAAGCCGACUACCAUUGUCCCUUUCUUUGGAGACCAACCAUUCUGGGGUAAUAUGAUCGCCGCCGUAGGAGCCGGCCCUGAGCCAAUACCCCACAAGAACCUCACCGCACGGAAGCUGGCUGACGCCAUCACCUAUUGCUUAACCCCACAGGCUGUUGCUGUAGCGCGGGAGAUAGCACAUAGGAUGCGUCAGGAGUGCGGUGUUCGUGCUGCAGUUGAGUCGUUCCACGCGCAUCUACCGCGGCGUAAGAUGCAGUGUGAUCUUAUACCGAGCGAACCUGCAGUCUGGUAUUUUAAGACAGGAAGACGAACUGUCAAGCUGUCCAAGAUAGCUGCGUGGACCUUGAAGCACCAGGGACGUAUCCAGGGCAAGCAUCUGAAACGAUACCAAACAAAGCCAUUUACUAUUGAGGCUCGUCGAUGGGACCCGUUUACAGCCAUUUCGUCGGCCUCACUGUCAACCCUCACUGGCAUGGCCGAUGCCACAGCAGGGAUCUUUAUCGAUCCAUAUAAGGAAUACAAACGUCUCCGAAAAUCUGACCGCAAUCGUGACGCCUCCAACCCUGUCAUCAUUUCAUAUCCCCCACUCGCUGCAUCUGAGACAUCAUCUACGACAGAACCAGCAUUAAUAUCACGGACGCACGCCUCUCCGGACAUCUCGGAUACUGAAAUUAGCCCCGAUGACCCAGCCUACGCGCGGCAGAUGGCUAUUGCAUCCGCUACCAGCCUAGGGAUCUUUCUCGGCCGAUCCUCUCGUGGCGCGCUGGUAGAUCUACCUCUUGCUGCCGUUGAAGGCAUGCGGGCCGUGCCCCGACUGUACGGCGAAAAAGUACGUGUGCACGACCCGGUGAGGGACUGGAAGAGUGGUGCCGGUGUGGCAUGGUCGACCUUCUCUCACGGCCUGUACGAGGGUGUUACCGAUAUCUUUGUGCACACGUACCAUGGGAAGAGGAAACAGGGCGCCCUCGGGGUGGCAAAGGGCCUGACUAAGGGCCUAGUCAGCUUGACAGUUAAGACGGGGGCGGCAACGGUUGGUCUCAUCGCGUAUCCGAAUCAGGGUAUCUAUCGCUCUCUGAUGAGCACCGUACGGAAAAGACCUGCAAAGCUGAUUGAGGAAGCAAGAUGGGCGGAGGCAGAGUGGACUACUAGGGCCGACGAGGGUGUGCAGAUAAAUGCAGCGGAGUUGUGUUCGUUGUACGAUGAGUUGUUGUCUACUAGGGAGGCAGCCCGACGCGGGCGGUAG
This is a messenger RNA of Aspergillus pseudonomiae, 2580 nucleotides long. Its product is annotated as glycosyltransferase. The record is from RefSeq and is a predicted model, not a curated record. Bases 1 to 2580 code for a protein of 859 amino acids. Gene Ontology annotation, biological process: carbohydrate metabolic process. Gene Ontology annotation, molecular function: UDP-glycosyltransferase activity; hexosyltransferase activity. The transcript has 5 exons. Lineage: Eukaryota; Fungi; Ascomycota; Eurotiomycetes; Eurotiales; Aspergillaceae.